Molecule: messenger RNA, 1079 nt
Organism: Paramisgurnus dabryanus
Lineage: Eukaryota; Metazoa; Chordata; Actinopteri; Cypriniformes; Cobitidae
Gene: borcs7
Product: Bprotein-1 related complex subunit 7
Cellular component (GO): BORC complex
Source: RefSeq, a predicted model, not a curated record
GUCUCUCGCGAGUAUCCGUAGUAAACAGUGAUGGCUUCCUCCGAAACACAACCUCGUUUCGGUCAAUCUGUUAAGGGUUUAUUGUCUGAUAAAGUCAGUUCUUGUAGUGGAGAUGUGAUUGCUCUAACCCGCCAAGUGUUAAAAGGAUCUCGCAGCCAAGAAUUACUCAGCCAGGCAGCGAGAAACAUGGUAAUUCAAGAGGAUGCCAUUCUGCACUCUGAAGAUAGUCUACGGAAAAUGUCUAUCAUAACGACUCACUUGCAAUAUCAGCAAGAGGCUAUUCAAAAGAAUGUGGAACACUCAAAAAACCUGCAGGACCAGCUGAGACAUUUAAUGAAAUAAUGGGACUGUGAUCCUAAACUCUUCUAUGAUCACACCAUGGACAUAGUUUCCAUUUUUUUAUGUUUCUCUCAUUGACUGAUCAAACAUUAAAUAGCACUAACUUUUUAAGACUGCAAAUGAUUAUUUAUACUGUAUAGCAGAUUGCUCUGUUAAAAUAUCCACAUGCCAGUAUUCCCCUUUGCUCUAUAUUUUGCUGCUGGGUGGCCCUUGUAAAAUGUCUGCAAGACCUUCAAGUGAAGGCUUUUCUGGAGGGAAAUUUUUUUCUGUUUUCAUAUUUGUCUUUUUGUAAUGAUAAUACAUUGACAAAAACAUGUUGUGUCUCUCUGUGCUGGAUUGGAAUGUGUAUGUACAUUUGCUUUUGAUUUUUAGGACAAAAAAAAAUGUCUUGUCUAUUCAUGUCUUGUUUAAUAGUGGUGUUGUUCCAUAUUUACUUAAAUGUGUAAUUUAUAAUUGUAUAAAAAAUACCAAUACUUUGGUUUAAGUUAAAUGGAACUUUAUUAAAAGUAUGUAAGUAAGGCAAAUAGGAAAAAACUUUUUUUCUUGAAAGUUCAAAAUGGGGGUAGGUGGUAAAGGUUAUCCCACAUGCAAUAUCAGCAGCUCCUUUCCUUGCAAGGGCAAGCAGAUGGAUGUCCUAGAGCCGGCCUUGAGCGUAACUCUAGGAUUCCACUACAAAAUCUUGAUUCACUGUAUGUUUGCAAGAAGUAUAUGUAUGUAUUUAAGCAUAAGCUUUAAACUCA